This is a messenger RNA of Annulohypoxylon truncatum, 3019 nucleotides long. RefSeq names its product dipeptidyl peptidase IV N-terminal region-domain-containing protein. Gene Ontology annotation, molecular function: dipeptidyl-peptidase activity; serine-type peptidase activity. Bases 143 to 2881 code for a protein of 912 amino acids. Gene Ontology annotation, biological process: proteolysis. The record is from RefSeq and is a predicted model, not a curated record. The transcript has 3 exons. NCBI's taxonomy places the organism in Eukaryota, Fungi, Ascomycota, Sordariomycetes, Xylariales, Hypoxylaceae.
ACACUUUCGGAUACUAUCUAUUUUCCAGCCCCGAUACGUUUAAUUUACCGCCUUAAAAUCAGUACAGCAAUAUCACAGAGAUUGACCGGACUACCUCGACUACGAAUGGCCUCUUUACCGGCCCGGGAAUAAACACGCAAUAAUGGGUACUGCGCCGCCGAGACCAUCGCAUGACUCGCUAUCCUCCGUCUCCACCACGAGUCUGGUAUUCGAACGGCUGGGCGAACGAGAGAAGCUCGACGGCGGACUUGCCGACUUAGAAGAUGACGACCCGCUGCAUCAUGACUCCGAAAACGAAGAUGAAUCUUUCUUGCCGCUGCCCCCGAAGAGGGCCGUUGGUGUCGAUAAGGGUUUCAAGAGGUUCAUGCUGGUCCUAGUUGGCAUAUUUCUAUCCGCUUGGGUAGUUGGACUAUUUACAUACUUGUCUACGAAAUCAUACCAGCAUUCAUCGCAGAAGGACCAUGAUCCGGCGGCCACGGCAUCCCGCGGAUCCGGGAAGAAGGUCACAUUGGAUCAAGUGAUGGAGGGGUACUGGCGACCCCAGAGCCAUAGUAUAAGUUGGAUCGCAGGUGCAAACGGAGAAGAUGGCCUGCUUUUAGAGAAGGGUGCCGCUGGCAAGGACUAUCUGGUGGUUGAAGACGUGCGGAGUCAGAAUGAAGAACAUACAGCCAACGGCGGAAAGAUCGCAUCCGCCCAGACUCUUAUGAAAGACCGAAUUUUCGAUGCUAGCGGCCGCAAAUUGUACCCGGAUCGAGUCUGGCCUAGUCCUGACCUGAAGAAGGUGCUUAUUGCUACCGAGACUAGAGACGUUUGGAGAUAUUCGUUUACUGGAGUAUACUGGAUCUUCGACGUGGAUACCCAAAAGGCCGAGCCGUUGAACCCUAAAGAUCCCGGAUUGCGGGUACAACUUGCGCAGUGGAGUCCGAAAAGCGAUGCUGUCACAUUUACGAGCGCUAAUAACUUGUACGUACGAAAGCUGGGAGGCGAUAAUGUCGUGCAAAUCACCAAAGAUGGUGGACCGGAGUAUUUCUAUGGUAUUCCGGAUUGGGUGUAUGAAGAGGAGGUUUUCGGUGAUAAUAGCGCAACCUGGUGGUCUGAGAAUGGAGACUUUGUGGCUUUCCUAAGGACGAACGAGACCUUGGUACCCGAGUACCCGGUUCAAUUCUUCAUCGAUAGGCCGAGCGGCAAGACACCUCCCGCCGGAAAGGAGAGCUACCCAGAAGUUCAACAGCUUAAAUAUCCUAAGGCAGGCGCGCCGAACCCCUUCGUGGACCUUCUGUUCUACGACAUGGCUCGGGGGGAUGUAUUCUCCGUUGAGAUCGAGGGAGGCUUUGCGGCUGAUGAUCUUUUGAUCACUGAUAUCACUUGGGCUGGUAGCAAGGUCCUUGUCAAGGAGACGAACCGCGUCAGCGAUAUCAUGCGCGUUAUCUUGGUGGAUGUUACUGCUCGGACAGGCAAGACGGUUAGAACGGUCGAUGUGGGGAAAAUCGACGGCGGCUGGUUCGAAAUCUCGCAUGAUACCACUUACAUCCCUGCCGACCCUGCCAACGGCCGACCCGAGGACGGUUAUAUCGAUACCGUUAUUCACGACAACGGGGAUCACAUGGCCUACUUCAGUCCUCUGGACACCGACAACCCCGUUAUGCUGACCUCUGGGAAAUGGGAGGUUGUUGCAGCUCCUUCUGCUGUUGAUCUGAAGAACAACGUCGCAUAUUUUGUUGCCACGAAGGAAUCUUCCAUCCAACGACAUGUUUACAGUGUCAAGUUCGACGGAUCACAUCUGAAAGAAUUAACCGAUAUUAGCAAAGAGGCCUACUACGACGUUUCGUUUUCUACUAAAGCCGGAUACGCCCUACUAACCAAUAAGGGACCGAACGUACCGACGCAAAAGGUCAUUAGCACGCCUAGCAACCCGGAGGUGUACGAACAUGUCAUCGAAGAGAAUAAGGAUCUAGCGGAUAAGGCGAAGAAACAUGAACUGCCCCUUUUAGACUACGGCACGAUCACCGUGGACGACGUCGAGCUCAACUACAUCGAGCGCCGGCCGCCGCACUUCGACCCGAAGAAGAGAUAUCCCGUGCUCUUCCACCAGUACUCCGGACCAGGCUCACAGUCGGUGGACAAGCAGUUCAGCGUCAACUUCCAGACGUACGUAGCCUCCAACCUAGGGUACAUCGUGGUCACGGUCGACGGGCGCGGGACCGGAUUCAUCGGACGCAAGGCGCGCGUCGUCGUGCGCAAGAACCUCGGACAGUACGAAGCGCACGACCAAAUCGCCGCAGCCAAGAUCUGGGCCGCGAAGCCGUACGUCGACGACGCAAAGAUAGCUAUCUGGGGCUGGUCGUACGGCGGGUUCCAGACGCUGAAGACGCUGGAGCAGGACGCGGGCCAGACUUUCAAGUACGGGAUGGCGGUCGCGCCCGUCACGGACUGGCGCUUCUACGAUAGCAUCUACACAGAGCGGUACAUGCUCACGCCGCAGCUUAACGCCAACGGGUACGAUCGCACGGCUGUCAGUAAUGCGAGCGCGCUGAGCCAGAACGUGCGGUUCUUGAUCAUGCACGGCGUGGCGGAUGAUAAUGUGCAUAUGCAGAAUACGCUCACGCUGCUGGAUAAGCUGGACGUGGCGGGCGUGGAGAAUUACGAUUUGCAUAUGUUCCCGGAUUCGAAUCAUGGGAUUUAUUUUCAUAAUGCGAAUCGUAUUGUUUAUGAUAAAUUGACCAACUGGCUUGUCAACGCUUUCAACGGCGAGUGGCUGAAGGUCACGGGCGCGAAGCCCAUAGCGAACAAGGCGAAGAGAGAUAUGGAGAUGGUGCGAAGAGCGGGGGCUGAGGCUGACGACUUCGCGUUGACGCAUGUGGCCCGGGAUGGUUCAUCAUAGAAUGUAGAAAGACUGCAUGGUACAAGGCGUAUAGGUGUUCGAUCUUUGUAAUUUAUAGCACUAUCUUCGUAUCUUGCUAUUUGGCUUGUUUUAUUUCAGUAUAUAACUAUCUAGAGUCAAUGUAUGAACUUAUCCAGA